Messenger RNA from Aspergillus glaucus CBS 516.65, 4606 nucleotides. RefSeq names its product peroxidase/cytochrome P450 family protein. Gene Ontology annotation, biological process: response to oxidative stress. Lineage: Eukaryota; Fungi; Ascomycota; Eurotiomycetes; Eurotiales; Aspergillaceae. The record is from RefSeq and is a predicted model, not a curated record. The coding region runs from base 126 to 4481 and encodes 1451 amino acids. Gene Ontology annotation, molecular function: peroxidase activity; oxidoreductase activity, acting on paired donors, with incorporation or reduction of molecular oxygen; iron ion binding. The transcript is spliced from 12 exons.
CCCUUCCCAGAAUUCUCAAUUAGUUCGGUCGAACCCUUCUCUUGUCGGACUUAUAUUCGCCAAUUUACCUUAUUGUCAUUGUUUCUUAUUCCUUCUUACUCAUUUCUAUUUCUAUUUAGACCAAUAUGGGGCUGUUCAGCAGUGCAGCCCCCAAGGCUUCCUCUUGGAACCCUCUGACCUGGGGCUCGAGCCCGCCUCCCUCAUCAGGACUUUCCUCGUUCCUUCCCUUUGGCUCUUCGAACAGCGGCUCCUCGUCAUGGGCAUCGCUAGCCAUGGGCACAAAGGACCAGAGCUGGUUCAAGGCUGUGCUUGGAAAGUUCGGCUUUAGCGGAGUCCUGGCCACGAUCCUCAGUUUCUUCCUUUAUGCCCUCUACCUGAAGUUCAUCAAGAAGGACAGCCAAGGGUUGAUCGAGUUCCUCAAGGAGAAGAUCGCGCAGUAUCUGUUCAAGAUUCCGGGGUUGAACAAACUUCCGUUCGUGAAGAAUCUCUUGCCGUUUGGUAAAGGAAAAGACUUGAUCCAUAUUCCCAAGGGCACACACUCAGCUUUAGGUAGUAUUGCUGGAACGGCACCCGGCUUUUUGUCCAAGCUUAACCCCACAAACUGGAAGAUCUUCAACAGGCACAAGAUUGCCGAAGAGGAAGAUGAUCAAAAGUACCAAGCUGGUGAGCCUUACGGUGACCCGAAUGUCAUGGCCACUAGUCUCGUGCAAGACCUCAAGUCGAUGGGACUCAAGACCGGUGUGAAAGAUCUUCGUACGUUGCUCGAAGUCGCCAAAUCCAAGGGAAAGCCUAUUGACGACCGACAGAUGACUAUGGAAAAGAUGAUUGCGAUCGCGGCAUCAUUGCCACGGACAUCCAAGGCGCGCAAGAAGCUGUCGGGGCUCAUUAUCGACACUCUGUGGAAAAGCUUGCAACAUCCUCCCCUGAGCUACUUCGGCAACCAGUACCAGUACCGGACUCCGGAUGGAAGCUACAACAACCCUCUCCAGCCGAACUUGGGCAAGGCUGGAAGUCCUUACGCGAGAAGCGUCCCGAAGUUGAAGCACUUGCACGGUGUCCCGCCGGACCCUGGUCUUCUGUUCGAUCUCCUCAUGGCUCGUAGCGACGAGUCUUUCAAGGAGAACCCUGCUGGUGUGUCUUCGGUUCUCUUCUACCACGCAACCAUCAUUAUCCAUGAUGUUUUCCGCACCAACCGCUUCGACUCCAAUGUCUCCGAUACGUCUUCCUAUCUCGACCUGGCCCCCUUGUAUGGUUCCAGCCGUGAGGACCAGGUGGCCAUCCGGACCAUGAAGAAUGGUCUUCUCAAGCCGGACACCUUUGCCGAAAAGCGACUGCUGGGAAUGCCCCCAGGUGUCAAUGUUAUGCUCAUCAUGUACAACCGUUUCCACAACUAUGUCGCAGAUGUCCUGCGGAAGAUCAACGAAGGUGGUCGGUUCACCGUGCCUCCCACUAAGACCAAAGAAGACAAGGAGAAAGCUCUUGCGAAGCAAGAUGAGGACCUGUUCCAGGUGGCUCGACUUGUCGUGAAUGGUCUCUACGUCAACAUCUCCUUGCACGACUACCUUCGUGGUCUGACCAACAGUCACCACUCCGCAACCGACUGGACCCUUGACCCUCGCGUUGAGGUGUCGAGACUCUUCGACCCCGAGGGCGUUCCGAGAGGUAUCGGUAACCAGGUGUCCGCCGAAUUCAACCUCCUGUACCGAUUCCACUCCGUCAUCUCUCGCCGCGAUGAGAAGUGGAUGAACGAGUUCCUCCAGAGCCUGUUCCCAGACAACACCAAGCCUCUUGACCAGCUUACUCCUCAAGAGUUCGUCCAGGGUCUCCUCCGCUAUGAGCAGAACAUCCCCGAUGAGCCCUCCAAGCGCGAGUUCGGCGGAUUGAAGCGUGACGACACUGGCAAGUUCAGCGAUGCUGAACUGGUCGACAUCAUGAAGGAGAGUAUGGAAGACCCGGCCGGAUUGUUCGGUGCCCGCAUGGUUCCCAAGGCGCUCCGUAUCAUUGAAGUCACUGGUAUCCUCACGUCGAGAAAGUGGCAUCUCGCUUCUCUGAACGAGAUGCGUAACUUCUUCGGUCUCAAGAGCCACGACACUUUCGAAGACAUCAACCCUGACCCUGAGAUCGCUGAUCUUAUGCGCAAGCUGUACGAUCACCCCGACAUGGUCGAAAUGUACCCUGGUCUCUUCCUUGAGGAUGCCAAACCUCGCAUGGAUCCAGGCUGUGGUGGUUGCCCUCCGUACACUGUCGGCAGAGCUGUCUUCAGUGAUGCUGUUACUCUCGUGCGAUCUGACCGAUUCCUUACUGUGGAUUAUACGGCAUCGAACCUCACCUGCUGGGGUUACAACGAAGUCCAACAGGACUAUGACAUUCUUGGUGGAUCGAUGUUCCAUAAGCUGUUCCAGCGUGCGUUCCCGGGCUGGUUCCCUUACAACUCCUUGCACAGCACGCAGCCGAUGUUCACCCGCAAGAUGAACGAGGAGAUUGCACGGGAAAUUGGAACCAUUGACCAGUACACCCUGGACGACCCUUCGCCUCCACCGAACCCUAUCGCUGUGUCCAGGCACUCGGCUGUGACCAAGGUGCUUAACGACCAGGCCAACUUCCGUAUCACAUGGACCAAGUUCCUGAACGACAUGGUUCCCGGAAAGACGUACAACAACUACAUGUUGGGUGGUGACCAGCCCGCGAACACCGCGCAGAGAAAGCUGGUUCAAGAUAUCAUGUUCAGCCCUGCCGAAUUCAUGCAGCUGCUUUCGUCGACGGCCAACUCGGUUAGCAAGGAGCUGCUUGAGGCUGAGACUCUUAACCUUGGGAAGGACUUGAACCAGAUUGAUAUCGUCAGAGAUGUUGCGAUCCCCUUGAACACUCGCCUCCUUGCCGACCUGUUCUCUCUGGACCUCAAGACCGACGAGAACGAGAAGGGAAGCUACAACGCGGCGACAUUGUACACGUACCUCCUCAGUGUCCGUACCUACGGUUUUAACAACAGCGACCCAGCUAUCGCCUUGAACCGCAGAAAGGAGGCUCGCGAGGGUGCCGAAUCUCUGACCGAAACAACACUUAACGUUGUCAAUGGAAGCCCCAAGUCGAUCGUUGACGCUCCCAAGGGAAUCAUCUCGAAGGCCACUGGAGCCGUUACUGGAACAGUCACCGGUGUCGCUUCGCACAUUCCUAUCGUUGGUGGUCUCUUCAAGCACAAAGGCAAGACGGCCAAUGCAAGCACUGGUUCUCUGCGCUGGUACGGUCAGAAUGUCGUGAGGGAGAUUAUUGCUGCUGGAAAGAGCCCAGAGGAGACUGCUGAAAUUUGCUGGUUGAGUGCUGUUGCUGGUGUUGGUGCGCCGAUUGGAUUGUUUGCCGACGUUCUUAGUUUCUAUCUCAAGGAGGAGAACUCCAAGCACUGGGAAGACAUUCAGAACUUGGCUAUUGGCUCCAACGCCCAGUCUGCUGACAAGAAGCUGCGACAAUACGUUCUCGAGGCCCAGCGUCUCACCAGCACCCAGCGAAACCUCCGUAUCUGUGUUGGCGAGACCACCAUUGACGGAAAGACGUUCAAGCCAGGAGAUAUUAUUGCGUGUUUAUUCGGCCCUGCUUGCAAGGAUCCCGAAGUGGUUCCCGACCCCGAAGCAUUCAAGCUCGACAGACCGGACAGCGCCUACAUCCACUUCAGCUACGGUCCUCACGCGUGCCUUGGCCGGGAAAUUGCGUUGGCUUUCGUGGUUUCGCUCAUCAGGCUCUGCGCUGGUUUGAAGAACUUGCGUCCGGCUCCUGGUGACAUGGGAACUCUGAAGAGCGUCGACAUCGGUGGGGAGAAGUGCUACCUCAACGACAGCUGGUCGUAUUUGGCCUUUGACCCAACCACAUGGAAGGUUCACUACGAUGGCCAGGGCAAGGGUAUCCACCACGCCCCCCAGAUUCCCAUCACCGCUGGCCGCGACCUGAACGCCAUGUCCAACGCUCUCAAGAAGCAGCAAGAGGACUUUGUGAAGGGCGCCUCGAAGCUUCUCCCCAACGGUAACAAGGCUCCUGAGGCUCCUCAGAAAGCGACCAACGGCGUACCUCAGACCAACGGUGAACAGGCUGGAGCAAAUGUUCCUGUGCCUGACGAAGCCCCGACAGCGGAUCCUAACCAGCAAAACGGUCAGCAGAAUGGCCAACAGGUGCCUUCAAAUGAACAACAGGUUCAAAACGGCCAGAAGAACAACGGACUCCUGCACAAAGUUGUCUCUGAUGCUGUCGACGUACCUAAGAACGCGAUCAGUACCGCGCACGAUGUCACCCAUGACGUUGUCGGCCUCAUCCCUGGUGGUAAACAAGCUGAGAACAUCACGCAUGGAAUCGCUGACAACUUGAUCCCUGGUGGACAUGGUCUCCUUCCUGGCUCGCAUCAAAACGAGCAGCAAGAGCAGCAGAAACAGCACGGACUGCUUCCCAAUCCUUUGGACGCGGCGAAGCAGCUUCCAGGGAAUCUCUUCAACCGGUAAAUAGUAAGGAGGAAGGCAAAAAUGAUUCUGGAGAUAUUUGUGUUUAUUUUUAGGGUUCUACGUGGUCUAGUGGAUGGUUUAGAUAGGGAGUAAAAGUGGUUCAAUACAUUUCUUGUUACGUUUGA